Messenger RNA from Amphimedon queenslandica, 452 nucleotides. RefSeq lists its product as uncharacterized. The transcript is spliced from 4 exons. Bases 28 to 351 code for a protein of 107 amino acids. The record is from RefSeq and is a predicted model, not a curated record. Lineage: Eukaryota; Metazoa; Porifera; Demospongiae; Haplosclerida; Niphatidae.
CGUGGUUAUAAUUGCGUCCAAACAAAGAUGGAUUUUCUCAAUGAUCUUCCUUGUAGAAAUCGUGCCAAUUUCUCUCAUUAUAGCCAAGACAGCUACAAGUACGUGGAGGCUAAGAAAUGGGUUUCAUUAAAAGACAGUGAUUCAGACACACUACCAGGCCAAAUCAUAGUAAUGGACAAGCUAAGUGUCCUUAGAUCUGAAAUGGAGAGAAAACAUGGUCUAACAAAGAAGCCAACAAAGAGACUAAGUAAUGGAUCAAGCAAUCACUCGACAUAUUCAAACAAAAGAUGGAGGAGAACAGAUUCAGAAGAAUCAUCAAACGAUGAGCCUAUAGACCAAACUAGCAAUUAAUGAAUGUAAUAUAAUUAUUAGCUGUGUUCUACUACAUGUGAAAUUAUUGUUAUUAUUAUUAUUAAUAUAAUUAUUAUGAUAGAAGUAAACAGUUAAAUCAG